Messenger RNA from Cololabis saira (Pacific saury), 1441 nucleotides. RefSeq names its product mesoderm specific transcript (gene mest). The transcript has 13 exons. Bases 200 to 1180 code for a protein of 326 amino acids. The record is from RefSeq and is a predicted model, not a curated record. Gene Ontology annotation, molecular function: catalytic activity. NCBI's taxonomy places the organism in Eukaryota, Metazoa, Chordata, Actinopteri, Beloniformes, Belonidae.
CGUGUUUCCUGUGUUGCUCUGCAGGAAUUUCCUCAACGCCUGCAAAUCUCAAUGACAAGUCGGAGCGUUUGUCGUUUAUUCAGCUCUUUUGUUCCCAAAUUCCUACAUUGGUGACCCCGGUUUUCUUUGGACGUUUCCAGACUGAGUUAACUGGAUAUGGAGAGUUAGGAAUGAGACCGUCCUCCCCCCCGAGCUCAGCAUGAGGGAGUGGUGGAUCCACGUGGGGCUGGUGUGCAUCCCGCUGGCGGCCGUGUACCUGCACAUCCCCCCGCCCCAGCUAUCCCCGGCCCUGCAGAAGUGGCACGGCGCCGGGCGCGUCUUCCGCUUCAGGAGCAGGGAGGUUUUCUACAGAGACUCCUUUGGUGCUUUAGGGAGCUCAGACGUGGUGAUUCUGCUGCACGGCUUCCCCACGUCCAGCUACGACUGGAACAAGAUUUGGGAUCCGCUCACGCAGCGCUUCCAUCGAGUCAUCGCUCUGGAUUUCCUCGGCUUUGGCUUCAGCGAUAAACCGAGGCCGCACCGGUACUCCAUCUUCGAGCAGGCCAGCGUGGUGGAGGCGCUGGCGUCUCACCUGGGCCUCGGUCACCAGCGCGUCAACCUGGUGUCCCACGACUACGGAGACACCGUCGCCCUGGAGCUGCUCUACAGGAGUGACCAGAACCGCACCGGACACCUGAAUCUGAACAGCCUUUGUCUCUCCAAUGGAGGAAUUUUCCCAGAAGCCCACCAGCCCCGGCUGCUGCAGCGGCUUCUGAAGGACUCGAGUUUCCUGGCUCCGGUCCUGACGCGCCUCACCAACUUCCUGAUCUUCCAGAGAGGGGUAGGAGAAGUGUUCGGCCCGUUCACGCAGCCCACCGACGCCGAGUUCUGGGACAUGUGGACGGGUUUACGCUACAACGACGGCAACCUCGUCCUGGACAGCAUCCUCCAGUACAUCAACCAGAGAUUGAAACACAGAGACCGGUGGGUGGGAGCGCUCACGUCCACCCUCGUCCCACUUCACAUGAUCUACGGCCCUCUGGACCCGGUCAACCCUCAUCCCAAGUUUAUCCGCCUCUACCAGCAGCUGGUGCAGAAAUCCACCAUCAGCGUUUUGGACGAACACAUCAGCCAUUAUCCUCAACUGGAAGAUCCCACGGGUUUCCUAAACGCUUAUUUUAACUUCAUUCACUCUUUCUGAGAGGAUACCAAAUCUACUUCCCCUGCUAAAAAUUAGAAAAAGCAAGACCUGCUGUCAUGACUGAAAUUUGAUUUACUAUUUAAUUACUGCUAAAGAGAAGUCAAAUGUGAGCAGGACAAUAUUUCAGUUGUGCUUUAAUUUAUGAAAGUUGAGUAACAGACGACCACUGAGCCGCUCCCUUAUCUGCUGAUUUUUUUAUAUCAAUUUCAUACAUUUCCUUUGACGAAAGAAAUUGUCAGAUUUUCUUUGAAUAAAAUUAGU